Impatiens glandulifera is the source of this 1521-nucleotide messenger RNA. Its product is annotated as probable amino acid permease 7. The record is from RefSeq and is a predicted model, not a curated record. NCBI's taxonomy places the organism in Eukaryota, Viridiplantae, Streptophyta, Magnoliopsida, Ericales, Balsaminaceae. The transcript has 7 exons. Bases 73 to 1464 code for a protein of 463 amino acids. Gene Ontology annotation, cellular component: plasma membrane.
AAUUCAUGACCAACCAUCCUGUUUAUAUAGGCGCCUUGAAGAAGUUCAUAUGCAUAAUAUUCAAAGAAAAAAAUGGGUAUCGACGCCGAUGAAGAAACCCAGCUCCUGAUAGUCUCUCAAGGUUCGGAAUCGUCGUUCAUCAAAAGAACUGGAACAAUAUGGAGCGCAAUGGCACACAUUAUCACAGGAGUAAUAGGUGCAGGAGUUCUUUCCCUUGCUUGGAGCACUGCCCAACUCGGCUGGAUCGCCGGUCCUCUUUCCAUGAUCAUCUUUGCAGCCAUCACUCUUUUAUCCACCAACCUACUUUGCGACUGUUAUCGUUCACCUGACUCUCAAACCGGACCUACCCGAAUCCCCUCCUUCUUAGAAGCUGUUGAAUUCUAUUUGGGAAAGACCAGUAGGACUAUCUGUUCCAUUGUCUUUCAUGAGAGCCUGUAUGGUAAUGGAGUUGCAUACAUUAUCACAGCAGCUUCAAGUGUUAGAGCAAUUGAAGAAUCAAACUGCUAUCAUAGAGAAGGUCAUGAUGCUACAUGUAAUUAUGGGGACACUUAUUAUAUGAUGAUGUUUGGAGCUGUGCAGAUUGUGAUGUCCCAAAUUCCAGAUUUUCAUAACAUGACAUGGCUCUCUGUUACUGCUGCAAUCAUGUCGUUUUCUUACUCGACUAUCGGGUUAGGACUCGGCGUGGCAAAAGUGAUUGAAAAUGGGAAGAUUAAAGGGAGCAUUGCAGGAGAGGGGACUAGUUCUCUAUAUGUCAAAUUAUUUUUGAUUUUUGAGGCUAUUGGUGAUAUUGCUUUUGCAUAUCCAUAUUCUAGCAUUCUUCUAGAAAUACAGGACACUCUAAAGACCCCACCACCUGAAAAUCAGACCAUGAAGAAAGCUUCAUCUGGUGCAAUCUACACUACAACCAUGUUUUACCUCUGUUGUGGGUGUUUUGGGUACGCUGCUUUUGGAAGUGUUACUCCGGGAAACCUCUUGACAGGAUUCGGUUUUUAUGAACCAUACUGGCUCAUCGACUUCGCCAACGCUUGCAUCAUUGUUCAUUUAAUUGGAGGAUUCCAGGUAUUCAGCCAACCAUUGUUUGCAUUCGCUGAAAGAUGGUUUACAGAAAAGUACCCAGAGAAUGGAUUCGUAAACAAUUGGUAUGUGGUAAAGCUCCCUUUGUUUCUGCCCGAACUGAAGUUGAACCUUCUGAGGCUAUGUUACAGAUCUGGCUAUGUGGUGGUGGCGACAGGAAUCGCAAUGUUGUUCCCUUACUUCAAUCAGGUGCUUGGAAUGCUAGGGGGACUCAACUUUUGGCCAUUGGCAAUUUAUUAUCCAGUGGAGAUGUAUAUAGUACAAAGAAAGAUUAGGCCGUGGACAAGAAAAUGGCUUCUUCUUCAAAUAUUUAGCAUUCUUUGUUUCAUUGUAUCUAUAUUAGCUGUCAUUGGAUCUGUUUAUGGCCUUAUCAAUGCCAAAUUAGGAUAACCAAUAAAUUAAAUGAUAAUACAAUAAUUUCUGAACCAUAUAUAAAACAAACCACAA